Blepharisma stoltei is the source of this 1555-nucleotide messenger RNA. Lineage: Eukaryota; Ciliophora; Heterotrichea; Heterotrichida; Blepharismidae. The record is from the annotation of a GenBank genome assembly.
AUGAUCACAAUUGAUUACCAGAUAAUAAAUUGCCAGCCACUAGAGGAUGGUGAAGAUGCACAAAAUAUUCUAAUUCGUAGAAAAUCAUUUGAAAAUUUAAUAAUAAAAUUACUAACUCCCCCCCCCUCCGUGAGUGAACAAAACCAUUAGAAAAAUCGCUAUUUUUUGCCCAAAAACCCACCCUCCGUGAGUGAACAAAAAUCUUUUUAAAUAGAAAAAUUUUUUAUGGAAAAAAAAAUUUGAUAUAUAAAAUGAUAAUUAUUAUAAUGAAAUCUAGAGCUAAUUCUGUUUAUUUUUAAACAAAUUGCUUUUUAAAACAUAAAUUUUGCAAAUUGAAUUAAUAUUUGCUUUCCAAUUUUUGCGAAUUAGGAUUUUUUUAAAUUUCGAAAAAAAAUAUUUUUUAUAAAAUUUAUAUAUAAAUUUUUUUAAAAAAAAAAUUAACCCCCUCCGUGAGUGAACAAAAUUUUUUUGUUCACUCACGGAGGGGGGGGGGAGUAAAAUAAAUAACUUUACCAAUAAAAACAAUUAUUUAUAGCAGAGCGGGGUAAGCAUCAACAAAGCUAAAGUUUUAGAAUUUCAUUCAGGCCAAGGAUCAAUUACAAUUCAGUUUCCGAAAACAAAAAUUGAAGAGAUUACUUUAUGUUUAGGAAGCUCUGCAUCUGUACAAAUUGGAGCGUUCAACAGCCCUGAUCAAACAGACAUGGUCUAUCUUAUUGAAAGCCAGGAAUCUGUAGUUGGCGCUCUAGAAAAAACCAUAAAAUAUAGCUCUAAUCUCUUUGCAUCUCACAAAGACACAAAAUUUUCCUAUGCUAAGCUUGACAUAUCUUCAACUUCAUCUAAUGGAUCCUUAAAAAUUUUUUAUUGAAUUCUUAAAAGUCCAAGAGAUUCUGGCUCUUCCCCUCCAAGAUCUAACCAUAUGACAGUAAAUUCGAGAUCCUUUUAUUCUUCCCCACCAGCCAAAAGAACAUUAGAAAUUUCUAAAAACCCAAAAACUGAUUUAUCUAACUCAAUCCAAAGAUUUGACUUGAAACAAUCUGCAUUUGAUGAAAUCCCUAGAAAGCGAAAAAUAGAUUAUGACACUCCAAGAGCUUCUAGGAACCCAAUUGAUAAUAGAAUUGGGAUUAACAAUAAAAUUAGAUCAGAAAAUAAAAAACAAGAGGAUAAAACAAUUAAUAUUGAAGAUGGGGAGACAAUUGCGGAGCAAAAUAGUAUUUUUCAAGAUAUUCAAAAUAGAAAACAAAGAGUGUUAAGAUCGCAUACGCAGAAAAAAGAACCAACAAAUUCGUAUAAAAAUGUUUUAAAUAAUUGCUUGGUUAGUUCAGCUGUCCAGGAUCCUGGGAAAAGUAUUAUAAUAUCAGAGCUUUGUGAAUCGUUGGGAGCCAUCUAUAUUGAAGAGCUUGAUAGAUCAGUAGAAUAUUUGGUGUCUGAUGGAACCAACACAAGAAAAAUGGAUGAGGCGAGACAAUUGGGAAUUAAAAUUGUUAGAAUAGACUGACUCAUUUUUUGUUUGAGGAAAAGAAAGCAUAUUGAUGAUGAAUCUUUGCUCUUUAAUUAA